This is a messenger RNA of Medicago truncatula (barrel medic), 381 nucleotides long. RefSeq lists its product as uncharacterized. The record is from RefSeq and is a predicted model, not a curated record. The transcript has a single exon. Gene Ontology annotation, molecular function: nucleic acid binding; RNA-DNA hybrid ribonuclease activity. Lineage: Eukaryota; Viridiplantae; Streptophyta; Magnoliopsida; Fabales; Fabaceae. The coding region runs from base 1 to 381 and encodes 126 amino acids.
AUGGUGAGUUGGCAGCAUGGGGACGAGGACACCUUAAUUCUCAAUGAUGAUGGAAGUGCUUUGAACAAUUCAGGAAAGGCGAACUAUGGUGGGUUAAUACGUAAGCACGAUGGAAGUUUCCUUCGUGGUUUAUUUGGUAGCGUGGGGAUCUCAAAUAUUUUACAUGCUGAGAUUCAAACGUUGAUUGGUAUAAAGUUAUGUUGGGAGACAGGUUAUAGAAAGCUUAUGUGUUUCUUCGACUCUAUUCAUGUGGUAGAGUUGGUGAUGAAGGACAUCUCGAGGUUUCAUCAUUAUGCAAAUCUCUUGGAACUCAUCCAGAAUUAUCUUGAUAAGGAUUGGUUUAUUUCUAUUCAGCAUAUCCUUUGGGAUGGAAACUCUUGA